This is a messenger RNA of Hippocampus zosterae (dwarf seahorse), 2362 nucleotides long. RefSeq names its product sterol carrier protein 2a (gene scp2a). The transcript has 16 exons. Bases 69 to 1691 code for a protein of 540 amino acids. Gene Ontology annotation, molecular function: acyltransferase activity, transferring groups other than amino-acyl groups. The record is from RefSeq and is a predicted model, not a curated record. Lineage: Eukaryota; Metazoa; Chordata; Actinopteri; Syngnathiformes; Syngnathidae.
GUGAUUAAAACCGGAAGUGCUUCUGCUUCUUGAUGCACAACUGACAUUCACACAACAAACAUCGAACGAUGGCUCCUCGAAGUAGAAAUCGUGUUUUUGUCAUCGGCGUCGGCAUGACGAAGUUUGACAAGCCUGGAGCUCGAGGCGACUAUGACUACCCUGACAUGGCCAAGGAAGCGGGUGAAAAGGCUCUUGCAGAUGCAGGAAUCCCAUACUCUGCAAUUGAACAAGCCUGUGUGGGAUAUGUCUACGGGGACUCCACAUGUGGGCAGAGGGCCAUUUACCACAGCCUGGGCCUGACCGGCAUCCCCAUCAUUAACGUCAAUAAUAAUUGCUCCACUGGCUCCACUGCCCUCUACAUGGCACGACAGCUGAUCCAAGGAGGUCUUUCUGACUGUGUGCUUGCACUUGGAUUUGAGAAGAUGGAGAGGGGCUCUUUGUCCGCAAAGUUCCUGGAUAGGACCAAUCCCAUGGACAAGCACAUGGAGGUGAUGAUCAACCGUUACGGCAUGGUGGCCGCUCCGGCAGCUGCGCAGAUGUUCGGUAACGCCGGCAGGGAGCACAUGGAAAAAUACGGCACAAAACCCGAGCAUUUUGCCAAAAUCGCCUGGAAAAACCACAAACAUUCCACCAACAACCCAUAUUCUCAGUUCCAAGAUGAGUACACGUUGGAGCAGGUAAUGAAGUCUAGAAAGGUGUUUGAGUAUUUGACACUCCUGCAGUGCUGCCCUACAUCAGAUGGCGCUGGUGCUGUGAUUUUGGCAAGUGAGGAUUUUGUUCGGCGGCACCAUCUGGAGAAGCAAGCGGUGGAGAUUCUGGCCCAAGAGAUGGUGACUGACCUUACAACUACAUUUGAUGAAAACAGCUGCAUUAAGAUGGUGGGUUACGACAUGUCACGGCUGGCGGCCAAAAAGUGCUUUGAAGCAUCAGGUCUGCAGCCUGCUGAUGUUGACGUCGUGGAGCUGCACGACUGCUUCUCUGCCAACGAGCUAAUCACCUACGAGGCACUGGGACUCUGCCCUGAAGGCAAAGGAGCAGAGCUGAUUGACAGGGGGGAUAACACGUACGGCGGCAAGUAUGUGAUCAACCCCAGUGGCGGUCUCAUCUCCAAAGGACAUCCUUUAGGAGCUACGGGCCUGGCGCAGUGUGCUGAGCUCUGCUGGCAGCUCAGAGGUCAGGCUGACAAGAGGCAAGUCCCUGGGGCUAAAGUAGCCUUGCAGCACAACAUUGGCUUAGGAGGAGCAGUUGUGGUCGCGCUUUACAGAAUGGGAUUCCCGCAGGAGCCCAGGUUCCACGUCCGCGCGGUAGCCACAAGUGCGAGCAACGGCUUGGAGGGCUUUAAAUCAUAUGCUGUCUUCAAGGAGAUUGAAAAACAUCUGCAAGAGGAAGGAGCAAAGCUCGUCAAGAAGAUUGGCGGCGUCUUUGCUUUUCAAGUGAAAGACGGACCUGAGGGGAAAGAGGCGACCUGGUUUGUGGAUGUGAAAAAUGGCAAUGGCUGCGUCACCAACGAAUCGGGUACUAAGGCUGAUUGCACCUUGACCAUGAGUGAUCAAGAUCUUCUGGAUGUGAUGACAGGAAAACUGAACGCUCAAACGGCAUUUUUUAAGGGCAAGCUGAAGAUUGCUGGGAAUAUGGGCAUGGCCAUGAAGCUGCAGACCCUUCAGGUGGCACCAGCAAAGGCCAAGCUGUGAUUUCCGGGAUGCGAAUGAAGCUUUCGCUUUGGUCUUUAAAUCAUUUCUGACAGACGUCAGUGCCGAUAAGAUCAAAUAUUGCCGAUUCUGCACGCCUCACCUGAAUAUGUCCUUCUGCUCUAAAGCAUUAAUGUGAACCUGCGAUAUAAGUAUAUACAGUAGGUAUGUGUGUGAGAAUGUGUAUUUAUGAAUAUAUAUAUACACACACACACGUACAGUGUCUAUGCUAAACAAAUUCUUGAAUGAGUUCAUACAGUGUAAUUGUUUCUGAAAUGACAUAAUGGAGGAAGAAUGAAAGAAGUGGAGAUGCUGUGGAGCACAUAAAGCGCUGCAUUUUUUUUCUGUACAGAAAAAAAACGUUGAGAUAUGGAAGGUAUUGCGGUUUACCUUGACAUGCACACAAAGCCGCAUGACUCCUUGACAAGAUGAUCUUGAAAUAGAGCAACUUAAAACAACCCUUUUUUUUUAACCAUCAGAAAAUGAAACUACUCAUUAAUCCAAGUGUUAAAAGAUGAAUUAACCUAUUCAUUUUAACCAAUGCGAUUAAACACAAUUGCCUUCUGUAAUUUCUCUUUUGUCCUGAAGAUUAAGUGAAACAUCAUGAUCAUUUGAAGAACGGUUUAUAGCACAACGUUCAGCUGCACAAUGUGUUUAUUAAAUAGCAGAAAGUU